Molecule: messenger RNA, 4303 nt
Organism: Sphaeramia orbicularis (orbiculate cardinalfish)
Lineage: Eukaryota; Metazoa; Chordata; Actinopteri; Kurtiformes; Apogonidae
Gene: supt16h
Product: SPT16 homolog, facilitates chromatin remodeling subunit
Exons: 25
Coding region: 370-3480 (1036 amino acids)
Biological process (GO): transcription elongation by RNA polymerase II
Cellular component (GO): FACT complex
Molecular function (GO): nucleosome binding
Source: RefSeq, a predicted model, not a curated record
AGGAAGGAGAGGAGAGGAGAGGAGGGGGCAAAGGACUUAAUUAUAACAGAUUGGUGUGAGCGUAGCCGUGACGUGCGUGGCGAUAAAACGGAAUGCUAUUGUAUUUUAUACAUUUCGAAUUUUAAUCGAGUAACUGAUGCUAACGUUACUGCGUAAUCCUGGUGUUUUGCCCGAGUCUUCCGUGGGGAGGCCUCAGUAGUGAAAUUAUCAGGGAAGUAGCGGCAGCAUCUCGUAGUGGUGUGUGAAUCCCAGCAGGCGUGGAAAGAAAGUGCGUUGUUGUGAGUUGACACUGAUCAUCAUCAUCAUCAUCAUCAUCCGGCCUGCUGAGAAGCGAAGCCGGGAGCUGGAGUUGAGCUCAGAGGACUCACCAUGGCGGUAAACCUGGACAAGGAAGCGUACUACCGCCGGAUCAAGAGAUUAUACAGCAACUGGAAGAAAGGGGAAGAUGAAUUUGGUAAAGUGGAUGCCAUCGUGGUGUCUGUCGGAGUGGAUGAAGAAAUUGUGUACGCCAAAUCUACGGCCAUACAGACUUGGCUGUUUGGCUACGAGUUGACAGACACCAUUAUGGUGUUUUGUGACACAAAGAUCAUCUUCCUUGCCAGCAAGAAGAAGGUGGAUUUCCUUAAACAGGUGGCAACAACUAAAGGCAACGAGAAUGCUAAUGGUGUUCCACCCAUCACCCUUCUCACCAGAGAAAAGAAUGAAAGCAACAAGGCCAACUUUGACAAGAUGAUAGAGGCGAUCAGAGGCAGCAAAGAAGGCAAAACAGUGGGAGUUUUCAGCAAGGACAAAUUCCCCGGAGAGUAUAUGAAGAGCUGGAAUGACACGAUCACGGCAGAGGGACUGGAGAAGGUGGACAUCAGUGCUGUGGUGGCAUACACGAUGGCGGUGAAAGAAGACGGCGAGCUCAGCCUGAUGAAGAAGGCAGCAGCCAUCACCAGCGAGGUUUACUCCAAGUUCUUCAAGGAGCGGGUUAUGGAGAUCGUUGAUGCAGACGAGAAAGUGCGUCACAGUAAACUGGCCGAGUCCGUGGAGAAGGCCAUCGAAGAGAAGAAGUACCUCGGCGGUGCAGACCCUUCCACAGUGGAGAUGUGUUAUCCUCCUAUCAUCCAGAGUGGAGGAAACUACAGCCUCAAGUUCAGCGUUGUCAGCGAUAAGAACCACAUGCACUUUGGUGCUAUUACGUGUGCCAUGGGGAUCCGCUACAAGUCCUACUGCUCCAACCUGGUGCGCACCCUCAUGGUAGACCCCCCACAGGAGAUGCAGGACAACUACAACUUCCUGCUGCAGGUGGAGGAGGAGCUGCUCAAAGUGCUCAAACACGGUGUAAUAAUCAGCGACGCCUACAAUUCUGUCUUGGAGUUCGUCAAGAAAGAGAAGCCUGACCUUGUUUCGAAGCUGACCAAGAACCUUGGAUUUGCGAUGGGUAUCGAGUUCCGAGAAGGCUCCUUGGUAUUGAACGCGAAAAACCAGUACAAGCUGAAAAAAGGUAUGGUGCUCAGCAUCAGUCUGGGUUUCUCCGAUCUGUUGAACAAAGAUGGCAAGAAGGACGAGCAGAAGAAGUAUGCCCUGUUCAUCGGGGACUCAGUACAGAUCAAUGAGGAAGAAACUGCCACAAUACUCACACCAGUGAAGAAGAAGAUAAAAAAUGUGGGAAUCUUCCUGAAGAAUGAUGACGAGGAAGAUGACGAGGAAGAUGGUGACGAUGCGGAGGAGCUGCUGGGUAAAGGAGCUCGCAGCGCUGCCCUCCUCGCAGACAGAACCAGGCUACUUGGAAAGAACGAGAUGACGGCCGAGGAGAAGAGGCGGGCUCAUCAGAAGGAGCUGGCCAAUCAUCUGAAUGAGGAAGCGAAGCGGCGUCUGACAGAGCAGAAAGGAGAGCAGCAUAUUCAGAAGGCCAGGAAAUCGAACGUGUCCUAUAAGAACGUCUCUCAGAUGCCCAGAGAAAAAGACAUCAGGGACAUGAAGAUCUUCAUCGACAAGAAAUACGAGACCGUUGUCAUGCCCGUGUUCGGCAUCGCCACUCCGUUCCAUAUCGCCACCAUCAAGAACAUCAGUAUGUCUGUAGAGGGAGACUACACCUACCUGAGGAUCAACUUCUACGUCCCUGGUAGCUCUCUGGGACGGCAAGAGGGGAACAUCUUCCCGAACCCUGAGGCUACGUUUGUCAAAGAAAUUACGUACCGGGCAUCAAACCUGAAGGCUCCCGGUGACACAUCGGUGCCCUCCACUAACCUGCAGAACGCCUUCCGCAUCAUCAAGGAAGUGCAGAAGCGCUACAAGACACGAGAGGCCGAAGAGAAGGAGAAGGAAGGCAUUGUCAAGCAAGACUCGCUGGUCAUCAACCUCAACCGCAGCAACCCCAAACUCAAAGACCUUUACAUCAGACCCAACAUCGCACAGAAGAGGAUGCAGGGCUCACUGGAGGCACAUACUAAUGGAUUCCGGUUCACAUCAGUCCGCGGUGAUAAAGUGGACAUUCUUUACAACAACAUCAAACACGCCAUUUUCCAGCCGUGUGACGGGGAGAUGAUUAUUGUACUUCACUUCCAUCUCAAGAACGCCAUCAUGUUCGGUAAGAGGCGCCACACAGAUGUCCAGUUCUACACGGAGGUGGGAGAAAUCACCACAGACUUGGGCAAACACCAACACAUGCACGACCGCGACGACUUGUACGCUGAGCAGAUGGAGCGGGAGAUGAGGCACAAGCUCAAGUCCGCCUUCAAGAACUUCAUCGAGAAGGUGGAGACGCUGACUAAAGAGGAGCUGGAGUUUGAGGUGCCAUUCAGAGACCUGGGAUUCCAAGGCGCCCCCUACAGGAGUACCUGCCUCCUACAGCCCACGUCCAGUUCUCUGGUCAAUGUAACUGAGUGGCCGCCAUUUGUCGUGACACUGGACGAGGUGGAGUUGGUCCACUUUGAGCGUGUGCAGUUCCACCUGAAGAACUUUGACGUGGUCAUCGUCUACAAGGACUACAGCAAGAAGGUGACCAUGAUCAACGCCGUGCCUGUCAACUCCCUCGACCCAAUCAAGGAGUGGCUCAACUCUUGUGACAUCAAGUACACCGAAGGAGUCCAGUCUCUGAACUGGACCAAGAUCAUGAAGACCAUCGUUGAUGAUCCAGAGGGAUUCUUCGAACAGGGCGGCUGGUCUUUCUUGGACCCAGAGAGUGAGGGAAGUGGUGCCGAGGAAGAUUCAGAGUCAGAGAUGGAGGAUGAAACUUUCAAUCCAUCUGCAGAUGAAGAAGAGGAGGAGGAGGAAGACAGUGAUGAGGAUUACAGUUCAGAGACGGAAGACUCAGAUUAUAGCGCAUCACUGGGCAGUGAGGAGGAGAGCGGGAAAGACUGGGACGAGCUGGAGGAAGAAGCCAGGAAAGCGGACAAAGAGAGUCACUACGAGGACGAGGACACCUCCAACAGAAAAAGGAAGGGCCGGUCAUCGGCACCACAGCCCCACUCAAAGAAGAAGCGGCGGUCCUAGACGUUUCACCCCCCCCCCCCACACACACACACACACACAAACAAACAAACAAAUACACACACACACACACACACACACACACACACAUACACACACACACUGCCAAACCUAACCAACCAACCCUCUCUUCUACCCACAAAUGGCUCUUUCCAAUUGUACACUUGAGACACACACACACUGAUACAGAAGGUGUACAUAGAUGUAGGAGCCCUUUAUUUUUGUGUGGGUCAGUCACAUGGAAGUACCAGCCAGACAGCCACACACACUUCAUUAGCCUUCCCCCCCUCUUCAUUCCUUUCUCAUCUCUUUUCUUUUCGCCCUCUACAUCAUCAGGGUUUCAUGUCUGUGCGUGUGUGUGCAUGUGUGUCUAAAUGGGUUUUUAUUGCAAGCAUUGUGUUUAUUUUCUGUUUAAAAAAAAAAAAAAGCUAAGUUUCUUAACUAAUGGAUAAUAAACAAAAGACUUGACAUAUCUUCUGCCAAGUGUUUUAUAUACAACUGAGAUUUUCUUGUCGUUUUUCCUCUCCGCCUGCCUCUCCCAUCUCAUUGCCUCCUCAUGUUUCCCCCAAUGUUUCUCAGAAUGUCGUAGAGCAUUUGUUUCCUUUUCCAAGGGGAGCAGACACACACACUUUCUGAUUCUUUUUUUAUCGGGGUUUGUAAACUUAUACACAGGCGCACACACACUCGCAGCAUCUCCCUCACUUGUCCUCUCCUCUGUCCCACCUUUUUUUUUUUUUUUUUUUUUCAUUCUGAGUAGAUAUGUUGUUGAACUGUUGAUUCAGAAAAUCCUGUUUUUGUUUUUGUAAUAAAAUUAAAAGAACCUGUA